GUCCGGCCAUUGUGAUGCCGCAGGGUCCCGCUCCGGAAACAGUUUUUGUCCAUUCUGCCUGCAAGUGUGCUCUUUCCCCAAAGUUGGGCGCGAGUCCUGCACCGCUGCGUUUCCUGCUGCGUCUCUGACUUGGAGGAAAUGCUGUCCUUCCGGGAUGUGGCCAUUGAUUUCUCUCCAGAAGAAAGGGAAUAUCUGGAGCCUGCUCAGUGGAAUCUGUACAGGGAUGUGAUGUUGGAGAAUUACAGCAACCUUGAUUUCCUUGGUCUUGUUCUCUCUAAGCCACAUUUGGUGACAUUUCUGGAGCAAAGACAAGGGUCUGCAGGUGUGAAGAAACAAGAGGCAGCUACUGUGAUUACAGGAAAAACAGUCAAUAAAUGCAAAGAUUACAGCAAGGCCUUUCAUUGUAAUUCACUGCCUAUUCAACACCAGACAGCUCAUUUAGGGGAGAAACCCUACAAAUGUGAGGUAUGUGGUAAAGCCUUUCGUAUUCGCUCAAGACUUUCAGUACACCAGAAAAUUCAUACUGGAGAAAAAGCCUAUAAUUGUGAAGAAUGUGGUAAGGCCUUUAAUACUCAUUCAAAACUUUCUGUACACCAGAGAAUUCAUACUGGAGAAAAGCCCUACAAGUGUGAAGAAUGUGGUAAGUCUUUUAGUUCUCACUCAACACGUUAUAGACACCGGAAAAAUCAUACUGGAGAAAAACCCUACAAGUGUAAAGAAUGUGCCAAAGUAUUUUCCUACCCUUCGUUGCUUAAGGUACACCAAAGAAUUCAUUCUGCAGAGAGACCCUACAAAUGUGAAGAAUGUGGGAAAUUAUUUUACUGUCCUUUAUUACUCAAGAAACAUCAAAUAAUUCAUUCUACAGAGAAACCCUACAAGUGUGCAGAGUGUGGUAAAGCCUUUCACUAUCCUUCUUUGCUUAAGCGGCAUCAGAGAAUUCAUGGUGGAGAGAAGCCCUAUAAGUGUAAAGACUGUGACAAAGCCUUUUACUCUUCUGCCUUCCUGAAGCGUCAUCAAAGAAUUCAUUCUGAAGAGAAUUCCUACAAGUGUGAAGAGUGUGGCAAAAGGUUUUACUCUUUCCCACAACUUCAGGAUCACCAAAGACUCCAUUCUGGAGUGAAACCAUACAAAUGUGAAGAGUGUGGGAAAACAUUUUCUACUCUUUCAUACCUUCCUUGGCACAAAUUGCGCCAUUCUGGGGAGAAAUCUUACAAAUGUGAUGUAUGUGGCAAAAUGUUUUAUUCUACUUUAGACCUUAAAAAACACCACAAAAUCCAUACAUAUAAGUGUGGGGAAUGUCACUAUACGUUUACAAGUUACUCAGCUCUUACUGAACACCAGAGAGUUCAUACUGGAGAGAAACCCCACAUAUGUGAACAGUGUGGAAAAAUCUUUUCUAGGCUUGAUAGCCUCAAUCAGCACCAGAUUGUUCAUACUGGAGAGAAACCCUAUAAAUGUGAAAAGUGUGGCAAAAGUUUUUUCCGAUCCUCGUCCCUUAGAAGACAUAAAGGGACUCAUUCCUAAUAGGAAUUUAACAAGUAUGCACAAUGUGAUAAAAUCUUGCUAAAUAUCCAUACCUUAUCCAAGGCAAAUGAAUCCAUUGGAUAGAGAAGUCAUACACUUGUGAAGAAUGGUGAAUGCUGUACCGCUCAGUCAACACUGUCUACCAUCAAUAAAGUUCAUUCUGGAGAGCAAAAGUCCAAUUCUGAAUGGAGUGACAGGCUUUUGGUGUUAUUUUAUAUCUUAAGUAACACAACAAUGUUCAUCCUGAACAUCAAAGCUGUAAUGUGAAGGGUGUGGUGAGGGUUUCAGUUAUCGUUCAGUCAUGAUGCAACCUCAAUAAUUCUUAUUGGAGAGAAGCCCUCCUCAUAUGCAGAAAGGGACCAGGUUUAGCUGUUCCUCAUGUCUAUAUAAGCUUUGGAGAAUUCAUUCUGAUGAGGAAUCCUACAAAGGCAAUCAGUGUGGCAAGUUCUCUUCCUGUACGUCACACUGUAAGUAUCUGCUGCAGUAGAUACUUCAUCCUGCAGAGACACUCUACAUGUACAAUCACUGUCAAUACUUGAACAAUACUUCAGUCUUCAGCAACACCAACACAUUGAUACAGGUGAGAAACCCUGCAGAUGCAAAUGUCCUCUUUAGCAUCAGCUGUCAACUUCACCUAGCCCAGCAUUAUCCGAGUGUGUGCUUUCCUGGAUCAGAGUGCCUUAUGGGCAUAUCUGGGGACCAUUUUCUUGAUUGGUAAGUGAUGUAGGGGAGUACAAUCAGGACAGGCAGCACCACCUUUGGGGGGUGUUCUGGGUCAAGAAUUGUGGGUGGGCAGGAGGCAGAGAAACAUGUUAGGAACCAUGGUUUUUUCUUCCCUUCUUGUCCUAGCAUCCCUGGAAGAGGAACUCUGAGCCUAAUGUUGAAAUAAAAUAUUUCCUCCCCAAAGCUGUUUUUGGUCAUGCCAUUCAUGACUUCAAUAAAUUAAUGUAAGACAGCAAAGGACACAGGGAGGCAUUUCUCUCUACUUCAUACCUCUGUUGCCAUCAGACUCUGUACUAGAUACAGUGUCACAAAGCCUUUAGGUGUGUCUGCCUCUAUUGGACACCAGAGCUUUCAUGCUGCAUAAAAGUCCUAUUGAUACAAAGAAUAUGACAAAGAAUUUUAUGUAUCCCUUACUUAACACCAAAUAUUUCAUACUGUAGAUGAAUUUUGUAAAAGCAAAGACAGUAGCUAAUGUUGAACAGUUGCUGCAAACUCAACAUGAGAAAUUUAGCCAAGAAUGAACUUAACAUACUUGAUAAGCAAUUUAUUCUACUCUUCAUACCUUAACAUCAAAACAAUAUAUUUUGUAUAGAAAAUCCUACAAAUUAAAUAGUAACAAAGCCUUAAAUACUUAGGGCCUAUGAGUGAAUUCAUAUUGUAGAGAAACCUUCUACAUAAAUGGCCAGAUCCAUUUUUAGUAUACAAAUCUCAGAUUAGCAAAUGAACCACACUAAUAUCUAUAGUGUUGCAAUGUCUUUUCUUAUAACUUAUGUAGAAAUGGAUAUAAUUCUAAGCGGAGUUUUCCUGUCCUGCAUCCUCUCUCAAUCACUCAGAGGCUUCUAUUAAUUAUAAAUGCUCAGCCGGUAGCUCAGGCUUAUCACUAACUAGCUCUUACACUUUAAGUUAAUCAGUAUUCCUUAUAUACACUCUAUCAUGCUGUGGUACCUUUAUUAGCACGGCACAUUCUUGUCCUGCUCCCUGUGCAUCUGGCUGGUGACCCCUCAGACUCUGCCCUUCUUCCUUAGUUUGGUUGCCCAGCCUGGCUACUGGCCAGUCAGCAUCUUAUUAUACCAAUUCAAGUGACAAAACUUUACAGUGUACAAGAAGAUUAUUCCAUAGCAUUUGCCCCUUUUGUAUAAUUAAAAGAGAAGGUUUUAACUUUAACAUAGUGAGAUUUUAUCCAACAAACACAGUUAUCAAGUAACAAUUACAAUUAUAAUAUCCAGUAUAUUUGUAUUUGGCAAAAUCAGAGAAAAUACUCUGCUAUGUAUCUUAUCUUUGUGAGUCCAAAGUUUUCAAACUAAUUUAUCUUUUAUCAUAAUUAAAGAAAACUAUAACUGUCUAGUCUUCAAUUCCAUCAAAGACCACAGAAGGGUGAAAUGUUAUCUAAUGACAGGGACAUUGGGCCUGGACAGUCACUCAAUGUUCCUCUGCAAUGUUGGGGCAUCCAUCUUUGGCCUAUAGGCCUAACAUUUCUGACAGACAAUUUUGAGAAGUGGGGAAUUUUGAAGGGCUGUCCUAUAUCAUCUUGGCAAAUUUUGGCACAAAUUUUUUGUGUCCUGCUUGUCCUGUUUGGAUAGCAUACUGUCAUCAGUUAAGGCAAGGGCAAUUUCUUUGCCCAUGUGUCUAGCUUUUGCCAAGAAAACAAACUCCAUAUGGAGUUUCUUCGAUGCCUGUCAUCUUCUCUGAAAUAGAUUGGUGCUACCAGGAACAGACAUGCCUACUGUCAUGAAAAGCCUUAGGUUAUAUCAGAUGCCAUAUGCUGUAGGUCUUUGAAGUGGUUGAAGACCAUCAAUCUAAAUACAUUGGUGUAUGACCUUGAAAACAUACCUAAUAUGACUAUAAUUUUAACUAUUACAGAUGACUAUUAAUCUGUAUUUCUUAAUUAUAAUUACUUUUCAAAUAAGCUGCAUGAACACAAUAAUUUAAACAAGAGCAGAAGUAUAUAUAUGCAGUAUAUCAAAAUUAAAUUUAAAUUUAAAUCAGUAAGCCAAGAUCCAUACCAGUGUAAAAUAUGUAAAAUUAAUGGUUGUCUUUCAAUUCAAGUAGAUUAAAUAAUCUACCCUUUUAUCCUAUCAUUUCUAUAUCAUAUCUCCCUUUCUUCAUUUAGAAAGAGAUCUCUGAAUUUAACUUUUGUUUAGCCUUUAAAAAAAAAAAAAGCUAUGACCAAAACCAAUUUGUAACCAACCCCCUAAACUAAGACAAAUGUCCAUAAUCCAUUGGGGGGUGGGGAUGUGGGUGUAGCUCUCUAGAUUACUUUCUGUUGAUUUGGGGGGUGAGGACUUAGCUUUCUAGACUACUUCCUGUUGAUGGGGGGGGACUAGUAAUCUUUGCGGGGGGGACCCUGAGAAAAUUUAGGAUAAUGGUCAAGUCCUGACUAGAGUAUUCUGUGAGGCUGUAUCAUCUCAGUCAGCAGCCUUGAAACUGUUCUGGAUGUAGAAUUCUGAGGAGACUGUAGAGGCAUUUUGAAAUGAUGGAUCACCUGGGCCAUCCAUUGUCAUUGUUGUUUGGUCCUCUUGGUCUGAAAAUUCAUAAACGUACAUACUUGCAGCAAUACAAACUGCAUUGUAUACACAUCAGCCAAAGAUGAUUUUUUUGUUGUUGUUAUAUGUUUGAGCAGGUAAAAUAUACAUCAUAUGUUU
Messenger RNA from Cricetulus griseus (Chinese hamster), 4889 nucleotides. Lineage: Eukaryota; Metazoa; Chordata; Mammalia; Rodentia; Cricetidae. The record is from RefSeq and is a predicted model, not a curated record.